GAUAUAAAUACAUCUUCCAGGAGCAAGCCUGUUAUAUUGAAUCCUUCACAUUCAAGCCAUCUUUUGUUAAUUUCUCUUUGUCAUCUUUCUUGUGUUCCUCCAAUUGUUUAUUCUUAAAAAGUUUUCAAUUCUUUGAAUUUUUUUUCCCUUGUACAUACAUAGUGGUUCACUUAUAUUAACAUUGCUUUGAGUCGUCUUUUUCUGUUAACAAAUUCUUUGGCUUUAGACUAAUUCAAUAUUUCUUCCACAACAAUCAUCUUCAAGAGGCAACUGUGCCUCUGAAAAAGAAAAAAGAAAGGGAACUUGGCAAAAAUGACAAAGUAUUCAAUGGAGCAGGAAUUUGGUUGUGGUCUAAUGGGAGGAAUUUUCCAGCGUUGGAACAACCGUUCGAGAAAAUCAUCAGUACCUACACUGCCUGCAAAAGGCAUGAACAAGGUUUUGAAGGAACCAGUCACUGAUAAGUCUAAGAAGCCUUCGACCAAUGAUUCCGGGAGGAGGCGUACCAGCUUUGUGGACUCUGUCUUCCUGGAUUCCGCCAACUUGGCUAAACCUUUACCAAAACAGGACCAGAAACCAACCAGGAAGUCUGACUUGUUGCCACCUCGGAAUUCAAUUUCAAAUUCUCACCAGAGAAAAGACAGUAGAAGACCCUCAGAUGCUGCAAGAGGCUCAACAUCAUCCUCAUCUGGUUCAAGCCAAGCAAGAGUGUCAAAGGACUUGACUAGUGAGCAAAAAUUACUGAAAGAAUCCAGUGGAAGUUACUCCAAAGAACUUGCCAAGGUAAUCACUACUGAUCAACCACAAUCAAACAAAAGUAAGGCUCUUAUCCGAGCCACUUCAAGCAAUAUAAUGCUAGUAGGCCAUUUGGGGAACUUGAGACAGCUUGGAGCUGGGUGUGCUCUAGGGAACAAUAAUCCUAGAGCAACUAUUAAACCUGUGGAUGACCUUUAUCAGAAUUUUCAAGAGGCACACUCCACGCCAAAACCACCCAGAAAAAACAGCUUUAGUAAACUUGGUGGUUCUGUUAUGGGCAAUAUAAUAAGGCAGCAUAGUGACGAGUUUAAACAUUUUCAUGGUCCAAUAAGUAGAUUGGAUCCUGAUGCAUUGAAGAAUAUGGGAAAUGAGGCCUACAAGCAGGGAAGGUUUGAAGAGGCAUUGACUUUAUAUGAACGAGCAAUUUCUCUUGAUUCUAAGCAGGCAACAUAUCGGUGUAAUAAGAGCGCUGCCUUGUUAGGUUUGGGCCGUCUUAUGGAGGCUGUGAUUGAGUGCAAAGUAGCUAUUCAGCUUGAUCCUACUUAUUGUAGAGCUCAUCACCGUUUGGCAACAAUUUAUCUCAGAUUGGGAGACGCAGAACAGGCAUUGUAUCACUACAAACAAGCUGGCAAUCAUGCUGACUCUAAUGACAUUGCUGAAGCUCAGGCUCUAAAUCAACGCCUUAAAAGAUGCACUGAUGCUCGAAAAUCAAAUGAAUGGAAUACUUUACUUAAGGAGACUCAAUGUGCGAUAACCUCAGGAGUCGACUCUGCGCCUGAGGUCUAUGCUCUACAAACAGAGGCCUUACUGAAGCUCUACAGGCAUCAAGAGGCCUUUACAGCCUACGGCAAAGGACCAAAAUUUGCCAUUGAAUCUUGUAUUAAUUUCUUUGGCCUGACUGUUAGUGCGUAUCUUUUAAUGAUCAGAGCACUAGUCUGCAUGGUUUCUGGCAGGCUAGAAGACGCUAUGUUAGCAGCUCAGCAUUCAGCCAGAAUUGAUCCAGGCAACAAGGAAAUAAGCCUAGUGGUAAAGAGGACCAGAGCGGUAUUUUCAGCUCGAUUGAAUGGUAACUUGCUUUUCAAGGCAUCAAAAUUCGUAGAGGCUUGCACUGAAUAUGGUGAAGGACUAGAACAUGAUCCAUACAAUUCAGUUCUGCUAUGCAACAGAGCAGCUUGUAGAUCUAAGCUAGGUCAAUUUGAAAAGGCCAUUGAAGAUUGCACAGCUGCUCUUAAUGUGCAACCUUCUUAUACCAAGGCAAGGCUAAGGAGGGCUGUUUGUAAUGCCAAGCUAGAAAGAUGGGAAGCGGCAAUCCAGGAUUAUGAGAUGUUGAUAAGGGAAACCCCUAGAGAUGGGGAGGUCGCCCGGGCCCUGUUUGAGGCUCAGGUCCAGCUCAAGAAGCAGCGAGGUGAAGACAUUAAGGACAUGAAGUUUGGUUCAAAUCUAGUUGUGAUCUCCAGCAACGAGCGUUUCAGCCACUUUGUGACCUCACCUGGGAUGACUGUGGUGCUUUUCUGUAACAAAGCAAAACAGAAGCAAGUUCUGCAACUUAUGGAGCAAGUGUGCAGAAGAUUUCCAUCUGUCAACUUCCUUAAGGUGGAGGUAGAAGAUCAUCCUUACAUAGCUAUGUCAGAGGCUGUAAGCUCCAUUCCAGCCUUCAAAAUAUAUAAAAAUGGAUCAAGGGUCAAAGAAGUUCCAGGCAAUAACCCUGAGCUGUUAGAAAGAUCAGUCAAAUUGUACAGCAAUUGAAGAUAAUCAGACAAGAUCAUAGGGAAGUGGUACAGAGAAGAUAUGAAUAUGCAUGGGAAUGGGAAUAGGAAAACUUGUCACCUUUUCACAAAGAAAGUCAACAGAGAAAAAAAGAAAAAACCAAUAAUGGGGCUAUCGUGUCUGCCCAUGACUUUGCCGGCAUUGCACAUAAAGGAGGAAAAUUUGCGAGGAAUCAGCGUGGCACCUGAGAUUUAAAUAUGCAGAAGAAGAUUUUCUUUGCUUUUUUCCUUGUUUUCUUCAAUGUUAUAAAGGAGAGCAUCAAAGAGUUGUUUUUAAGGUUAUUCUCACAAAAUUUGA
Durio zibethinus is the source of this 2817-nucleotide messenger RNA. Its product is annotated as TPR repeat-containing thioredoxin TTL1-like. Gene Ontology annotation, molecular function: protein binding. Gene Ontology annotation, cellular component: cytoplasm. Lineage: Eukaryota; Viridiplantae; Streptophyta; Magnoliopsida; Malvales; Malvaceae. The record is from RefSeq and is a predicted model, not a curated record.